Messenger RNA from Owenia fusiformis, 908 nucleotides. Lineage: Eukaryota; Metazoa; Annelida; Polychaeta; Sabellida; Oweniidae. The record is from the annotation of a GenBank genome assembly.
UAUAAAUUGUGAUAUAAAAUCCUAAAAUCAAGCAGUCAUUAUUAACAGUUUGUUGUUUGUCAUGAGUCAUGGCCUUACGAAUUUUUACAAAAUAUUGGUGUUUUACUCCAAUAUCAACCACAUGGAGCAGAAUAGCAAGUGUUGGUUAUGCCAAAAAAGUAGCAGCUGGGGGUGCUAAAGGAGCGAGUGCAGCUCGGAAUGUUGACAAAAAGAAACUAGAUCACGAGAAUGAUCCAGAAAAACUUCUAACAUAUUGUUGUGGACUGAAUAUAUACAAAGAGGGAGAGGAUCCUAAACUGAAACAAGAUAGUGAAUAUCCAGACUGGUUAUGGAAGCUCAAUGUUGAACGUGAAAACACACCUCUAGAUGAAUUAGAUAAAGAUUCUUGGACAUAUUGGCGGAGAAUGAGACGAUUGGCGAAUAAAAGAAAAUACAAUCUUGGAUAUGAAGAGAGAAAGUUCAACAGUAAAUGAUUCUUACGAGGAUUUUGGAAUGUGUUUGAUUGUGUAUGUAGAAGAACUGGAAUGUAGAACAAGCCAGGACAUGGUGUUGUAAUGUAGAAGUGAACAUGUACUCAUACCAGUACAUAUAUGCUGUUAUUAGAAAAAGAUAUUUUCUGAACUAUACAAUAUCAAAUUACAUGUACUUAUUUCUCUUUAUUCUAAAAAUAAAUGCAAUGACCGCAUCGUGAAAUGAUGGCCGCAAAACUUGAAUGGUUACUGUCAUUAAACAGUUGUCAAAUUGAUUGGAUAUUAUAUAUUGGAUAUUAAAUGUGAAAUAUGUUCGAUAAAUAUAAUCAAAAUAACAGAGACGUAUGCUUGAGCUUUAUAUCAUUUAUUCUUUCAAAUAACACAUGUACUACAAAAUCAGUUCGAAAUAUUGUUUAACUUUUUUAAUGUCACCCUGUC